AGCUCAAUUUCCCAUAGGCAUCUAUCUCCAUACUCUGACAGACACCAAUAGAGAAAACCAUCAUCACAAGAGAGUCACAUGAAAUGGCAACAAAACAAGUUACUUUGGUUCAUGUAGACGAUGACUACAUUGAAAUGGAACUGUGUUCCUCCCCCAACUUCUUCUCAUACUCCCUUAGUUCUCCAACAUCCAAUAGAGAGUUUGAAUUCCAGAUGAGUGAGAAAGAGUCAUCAACUUCUCCAGCAGAUGACCUCUUCUACAAAGGAAAACUCCUUCCUCUUCACCUUCCCCCUCGUUUGCAAAUGGUUCAAAAGCUCGUAGAAAACUCCAAUGCCAACUUUGAGUAUGUGAAAACAGAUUCCGCGUUGGAACGCAGAACUUUUCCCAUAACCACUGAAUCUAACAUCUCACCUACAGAAUCACGCCGAGUUAGCAGUGAUGUGAUCCCAACUGAAUACCCACUAUGUUUGUUUUCUGACAUGAACAACCUAAUCGGUGAUCUUCCCAAGAAGUCUUGGCCCAAGAAACUGAAACAGAUGAAGCAGUUCUUGCUUGGCCAGAGACUGAAGGCCUCACGAGCUUAUCUGAAAACUUUGUUCAGCAAAUCUGGUUGCUCAGACAAGUUUUGUGCCAGUGCUGCAAGCAACAUGGGAGCAGAGAAAACACCAUUCAAGUGCAAAGAGUGUCAGAACAAGUACAGGAAGGUUGCUAGGAGAAGCCCAUUUGAGAGUUUGUAUGAUACCAAGCAGCACCAGGUAACUUGUGCUGUGAUGAAGACCCUUAAAAGAGAGAUGCUUGAAGUUGAAGAUGAUUUCUGUGACCACAGGAGGUCUUUCUCUGGGGUUUCUCAUCGACAUUGUGCCACCAAGGCUUCAUCUUUGUCCACAUCUUCAUCCGGGUCCUCUUCUUCAUCUUCAUCUUUUUCUCUCAGCUCAGCUGGGUACUAUGAUUUGCAACUUUUCAAGAGGAGCAUCAGUGCAAAUUAUGAGUUGGAAAGUUCAGUGGAGGGAGCAAUUGCUCAUUGCAAACAGUCUCAGCAACAGUGUAGUUCAAAGAAUGGUUCAGACGAUAGCAGGAUUUGUUCUCAAUUCGCUACAAAAUUGCAGUUGGUGGGAGUUAAAGAAUAGCUAUAGUUACACCACAAGAGUGUUAGCGUAAGUGAGUGUUGAGAAAACCUUGUAAGAGAAGAAAUAGGCAUUCUCGUUUGAAAUGCUGCUGCAUUUUGGUGGAGUUUACUGUUUGAAUGAAUAGACUGGGUUUUCCAGCAUUAAGUUGUUCAAAAAUAAAAUAAGAUUCUACAA
Messenger RNA from Vigna angularis (adzuki bean), 1301 nucleotides. Its product is annotated as probable membrane-associated kinase regulator 4. NCBI's taxonomy places the organism in Eukaryota, Viridiplantae, Streptophyta, Magnoliopsida, Fabales, Fabaceae. Gene Ontology annotation, molecular function: kinase inhibitor activity. Gene Ontology annotation, cellular component: plasma membrane. Bases 84 to 1127 code for a protein of 347 amino acids. The record is from RefSeq and is a predicted model, not a curated record. The transcript has a single exon.